Penicillium mononematosum is the source of this 501-nucleotide messenger RNA. Its product is annotated as class I SAM-dependent methyltransferase. The record is from RefSeq and is a predicted model, not a curated record. The transcript has a single exon. Lineage: Eukaryota; Fungi; Ascomycota; Eurotiomycetes; Eurotiales; Aspergillaceae. Bases 1 to 501 code for a protein of 166 amino acids.
AUGUCUGAGGCCAUCGAUAACCAUCAAAUCAAGGACGACGUAAAGAAAGCCUAUGAUGAGAUUGCGGAAGUCUACCUGAACUGGACACAACCUUCUUAUGAAAGACGACUUUUCUAUCUCGAUAUUAUGCUUCGAUCCUUUGAUUCUGCUAAGAAAAACCGCGAAAUUAGCAUCCUUGAGCUAGGAUGCGGUGCCGGAGUGCCGUGUACUCAACUGUUGGCAUCGCGUGAGGACAUCAACGUCACUGCCAAUGACAUAUCCGACACUCAGAUCGCCAUGGCGAAGGAGCGACUUCCUGAAUCCGUGAACCUGAUGCCGGGGGAUAUGAUGGAAUUAGAAUUCACCCAGGGGCACUUCGAUGCUGUGAUGGCCAUGUAUUCCAUUUUUCAUCUGCCACGCAAUGAACAAACUACGAUCCUCCGUCGCAUCUACGAUUGGCUGAAACCUGGGGGAACGGCUUCUCGCAAAUUUCCCCGAUACUGGAUUUGCGAGCGCCUCUGA